Malassezia sympodialis ATCC 42132 is the source of this 837-nucleotide messenger RNA. NCBI's taxonomy places the organism in Eukaryota, Fungi, Basidiomycota, Malasseziomycetes, Malasseziales, Malasseziaceae. The record is from the annotation of a RefSeq genome assembly.
CGAGUCGCGCAUGCAUUGCUUCGCUAUGGCCGACUGACUGUGCCGGAGCUGGUUCGCCGAAUCAAUUCGCCUGCGGGCGGUCGCCAGCAUGCUUGGUCCUCACGUAAAUCUUCCUUGGUUCCAAAAGACAAGAGUGACCCGAAUGCAAUACCCGUGCGCUUGAUCCAGCAGGCGCUUGUAGUGCUCAUCCAGCACCACUGUGUUCAGCACUCGCGUCCCUCGAACAGCAGUCAUUGUGCGGACGAAGAGUUUUUUGAGGUUGAUAUGGACGAAAUACUCUGCCGCUUGCGAUUUGGAGACUACAUGAGCCUCGCGCAGGAAUGGGGAGGCGACGAUGCACAAAGUGUCAUUCGCCUCCUUCUAUACCACGGACAAAUGCGCGCUGGAGACGUGGUGGACACACUCAAGAGAGAUCCCAAUAUGAGUGGCGCACCAUCAGAUGCGUCCGACAAGGAGUUGGAGCAGCGUGCCGCGGCACUGCGUGAGUUGCUUGCACGGAUGCUACUCGACUCGCUCGUGCGACCAUCCACACCUGUGCAGCAUGUGUCGCUGCAGGACCGUACCCUGGCAUUGGAGAGCAUGCUUCAGCAAGCACAAAAAGGUGUACCUACGGCCAAGUCUUUGCGAGAGAUUAAGGCCAAGGUGGCUGCCAUGAUUGACGAAGAAGACCGUCGCGAAUGGGAAGGUGCUCAGGAUGGCAUGGACGAUUUGCGGUUGGGCUUGAAGCGUAAAGUAAGCACUCUAUCAGGAACAGAAAAACGAUCGAAGCGGCAUGCACACUCAGAUGUGAGCGCGGCCCGGACUGAUGUCGAGAUUGACGUAUGUAUUAUGAUUUAA